Molecule: messenger RNA, 1651 nt
Organism: Ilex paraguariensis (yerba mate)
Lineage: Eukaryota; Viridiplantae; Streptophyta; Magnoliopsida; Aquifoliales; Aquifoliaceae
Source: the annotation of a GenBank genome assembly
AUGGACGGCUUCUACCAUGAGGAAAAUAACCAGCAGCCUAGCUCAUCAUCUGGAAGUCUUGCUCGACGGCUCUUUGAUGGUUAUAGACGAUCGGUUUUCAACAUUGCUGAUCAUAAUGGCCAUGUUCCAGGGCACUGUUUUGUCAACAGUCUUCCUUACAUUGAGCUGAAGGAGUCAUACCUUCAAAGUCUGGCAUCUACCAAGGCUCAGUUGCAAUUUUACCAGACUGCAAUAUUUAUGGGGUGCAAUACUGGAGAGAUUGAGCUAGGAAUGUCCAAUAACACUCGAGGCAACUUGGAAAUGGAGAUGAGAAAAAUUUUUGCUGAACAUUUCUCUCCACAAACAAUCCCCAAAGAGCUGCCCCAGCAAGCCGAUCAAAACUGGCUUUCUUCGCCUUCGUCAUCCUUGAGAUCACUGUCAAUGGAUAGCCCGGAGUACUCGCCUCACCUAUUCAACAUUCCAAGCACUUCCUACAUUCCGGAACCGCCCAUAGAAGCCCCUAUUGAGCAAGCAUUGAGACCAUUAUCAAGCAAUGGCUGCCCUCUCCAGCAAGCCAUUCAAGCCUUAAGCCAAAUACGGAACAGUCAAUUCCCUUCAAUAGAUAGUGAAGAUGCUGCAAUGACUCAAGCCAUACUCGCCGUUUUAUCUUCUUCUUCUUCUUCUUCUUCUUCCUCCUCCUCCUCGUCAUCUCAUCAGGCCCAUCAAAAUUUUCCUCCCACUCGCCAAUUAAACCAGAAGGGCACUGCAUUCAUGAGUUAUAGAUCAGCUCUAGCCCCCACAAUCCCGAAAAGAACGACAAUCCGAAGACAGAAUAUGCUCAAAAGAUCAAUCACGUUACUCAGAAACUUAAGUUUAUUCGGAAGACAAGAACAGGAACAAGGAAGCCGACCCACGAACACGCAGUUGCACCAUAUGAUAUCCGAAAGAAGAAGGAGAGAGAAACUCAAUGAAAGCUUUCAAGCACUAAGAUCACUACUUCCUCCAGGAUGUAAGAAGGACAAAGGAUCGGUGCUUACUAGCACAACGGAGUAUUUGAGUUCUUUGAAGGCUCAAGUUGCAGAACUUAGUAGGAAAAAACAAAUAUUGGAGGCACGCCUGCCAUGGAAGGAAGCAACUGAUGAUCAAGAACUGAAUGGAUCAUUAGAUGGAAGAAGGGUACAUGUCCACAUUGCACAGGUAGCAGAAUCCACGUCUGAAACACGAAUCGUGGAUUUGCAGGUGAUUGCGAGAAUAGAAUGCAGCUUGUUGGAUUCAGUGAUUAGCAUACUGGAGUUCUUGAAACAGGUUGGCAUUGUUCACUUGAUGUCCAUAGAAGCUAAUACCCUGAUGGUAGAAUCAAGUCCAGUGAAUCUCGUGGCAUUGAGAAUGAAAAUUGAGGGAGGUGAAUGGGACGAGGCUACCUUCGAAGAAGGUGUGAGGAGGGUUGUGGAUGACUUGGCACAGUGACAAUUGUACCAACCCGCUACACGACACGUGUUACGCAUGUGGGCGAAGAAUUUAAGUUGUGGCUACGCAUCAUUAUAGCCGAUGAGGCUCACCAUUUGUCGACCAAUAAUUAUGUGGAAGUCAACAUAUUCUUGAAGCUUAAACAUGUUGAUACCUCUGACCAGUCUGCACAAUUUAAUUUGGUAGUAAUCUAUCCAAAAGCAAU